Messenger RNA from Ipomoea nil (Japanese morning glory), 584 nucleotides. RefSeq lists its product as uncharacterized. The record is from RefSeq and is a predicted model, not a curated record. The transcript is spliced from 2 exons. The coding region runs from base 48 to 479 and encodes 143 amino acids. Lineage: Eukaryota; Viridiplantae; Streptophyta; Magnoliopsida; Solanales; Convolvulaceae.
AAGGGAUUGAAACACUACAUCAAUAAUAAAACAUCAAACAAUAAACAAUGUCGGCUGCCCAGAAGUUGGUUAAUGUUGCAGUGUGUCUGGCGUGCAUAUUUGUCCUCACCGUUGACGCUUCGCUUUCUUCCGUUUACAGUUCAUGCUUAACUCCAUGCCAUCCCGCUUGCAAAGACACAGGAAAAUCCGUCUUUGAAUGCUGGAGAGAAUGUGAAAACGGAUGUGUCGACAAGGCGUAUAAUGAGAGCAAGCUUAAGGACGAGGGCAAGCCGUCCAAGCAAGUUAUGGACGAGGAGAAGGAACUUUGGGCCUUUAAGAAAAAACAUCUUGAGGAAUUGAUGGACACGCAUUGUAAGGAUAAGAAGAACAAGCAAUGUAAGGAUGACGACAAGCAAUGUACGGCCGAUGACUACUUCUGUAAGGACAUGUAUGAGCUCCUUAAGGAGGAGAACAGGCCGGAUGAGGAAAAAACAACUUAAUUAAGGACGGGUUAAAAAUCUAGAAGAAUAAUAAAGCGAUCUAUUAUAUUUAAUGUGAAACAUCAUAUGAAUUCCUAUAUUUGAAGUCAAGAUCAUAUUUUGAGA